Messenger RNA from Syngnathoides biaculeatus (alligator pipefish), 4131 nucleotides. It is a transcript of the gene csf3r, whose product is annotated as colony stimulating factor 3 receptor. The transcript is spliced from 17 exons. The record is from RefSeq and is a predicted model, not a curated record. Gene Ontology annotation, cellular component: external side of plasma membrane. The coding region runs from base 349 to 2829 and encodes 826 amino acids. Gene Ontology annotation, biological process: cytokine-mediated signaling pathway. Gene Ontology annotation, molecular function: protein binding; cytokine receptor activity. Lineage: Eukaryota; Metazoa; Chordata; Actinopteri; Syngnathiformes; Syngnathidae.
AUUUUAGGCUGGCAUAUGAGCACUUUAGAGCGCCUCAUUGUCAUGGUGUGGAAACUGAGAUUUAGUACGUACAGUCAUCGGAGGAUUUAGGUUUUUGUAUUUUCUCUUCUCCUAUAUGGAGACGUGUAGGCACACAAAAGAUGGUAGACCCAGUAGCAUCCAUUUUGCAGGUUGUAGAAUUUGUAGUUGAUUGACAGAUUAGGUAACGGUUAAAGUGCUUGGCACCCUAAUCAUAUUUGGGUCUACUAUGGAAACAAACACAGUGCAGCUCAGCCUGUGAAGCGCAGACAAACAAAUUCCAGACUUCAGUCACCCACAGUUUCAUGUGUGUGGAAAGGUUUUGGCGUCAUGGCGGGCGCAUGGAUGUCAGUGCUUGUCACGCUGGCGGCCAUGAACGCAGCAAAAUACGUGGCUGACGGGCAAGCAUGCGCUAGCGUCUAUGCAUCCAGUUUAGCGGUCACGCUGGGCUCGCCAGUGACGGCCACCUGCGUCAUCAACGACGACUGCCCCGCACUAGCCGGACAGGUCAGACACGAUGUUGAGUGGCGACUUGACGACCGGGUCCUCCCCGGCGUUAUUCGAGUGGCCGACGGGAGCGGCCGACCAGCCUACCAGGUGCUGAUCCCGGCUUUCAACCACAGCAGGGCCACCCUCACCUGCUGCCUCGGCACCUCGCCGGGUCACAUCGUCGGGGGGCUGGAAAUCCGAGCCGGAUAUCCACCACCGGUGCCUCAGCGGCCAAGCUGUCAGGCCAACUUGUCCAUCCCCGAAAGGCUGACCUGUCAGUGGGAAGCCAGCCUGCCGGAUACAAACCUGCCCACCAAGUACACCCUCCACACGCACAUUCGGGAUUAUUUCAGGGAUGAUCAUUUGAACCACACGUAUGAGCUGCAACCGGGGGACCGCAGCUUCACCAUCCCUCGCUCCGGUUUCGCCUUCUUCUCGGAAAUGGAAAUCUAUGUGAAGGCUGUGAAUCCGCUCGGGGAGGCAAGAUCAGAACCACUCACUUUGGAACCAGUCAGCUCAGCAAAAUUUGACCCACCAAAGAUUAUGAAGCUGCAAGCUUGGGGUCUUAGUUGCCUCAGGCUAAGGUGGGACUUUCAGAAGCACCAGGUCUGGAUGAAAGACUUUGUCAGUCUUCAAGUCCGAUUCAAAACAGCGGCGAACAACUUGUGGGACGAGCGACCAAUCUUAAACGAGAUGACGCCCAAGAGGCCAAUGUACCAGCGUGGUCUGCUGCACGGGAUGCAGUACAUGGCCCAAAUCCGAGUUAGAUACCAGCAAAGUCCCUGGAGUGAAUGGAGCAGCAGCCAGUCUGCGGUCACCCUGGAAACCGCUCCCACUGGAACUCUCGACACAUGGAUGAGGGUUAUCGGGGAUCACAUGCACAAACAACGCAACAUGCUCUUGUUUUGGAAGCCAUCGGAACGAUUCCGAGCCAACGGCCGGAACGUGUCGUACGUGGUGUCACUGCUGAAAGCAUCGAGUGAGAGGGGGAAGCUGUGCGCCACGGCCGGGAAUCACUGUUCUUUCCAGGUUCCCAGAAAAGCCAGGAAAGUGUAUCUGAUGGCCCUGAACGCAGUUGGGAAAUCCACCCCAGCGUCAGUCCGAAUCUACCAUCCCAAAGACGGUGAGGCAAUUUUCGACAUUAGCACCACCACACGUGAUAAUGGGUCCAUUCUGGUCCAGUGGGAAAACAUUGUGUCGCCCACUAUCGUCGAUUACGUGGUGGAAUGGAGACCUCUGUUCAACAAUGACCUGUCCUUUGUUCACUUUGAGAUUGCAGGACGAAAUCUAUCGAGUCUCGUUUUAGCAGGCAUCUUUGAGCCGUACAAGCCUUACGGGAUCUCCGUGUAUCCAAGAUUUAAGGACGGAAUUGGCCCGCCUCGCACUUGUAAUGCCUAUUCAUUGCAAAAGGCUCCAUCUAUGGUUCCAAAGAUAACAAUUAAAAAGACCUGGCAGUACCACGUGGAACUCACCUGGGAUGAAAUACCUUUGGAGCAACGGAACGGGAUCAUCCAAAGCUACAGAUUGUUUUACUGGGAUGAGACAAAAACAGUACAGGUGGCAACAGGAGACCUAGAAGAGCGUAAAGUGGUCCUAACAGGCCUCAACUCCUUGUCUGUUUAUGAUGCUGUGUUGAUGGUUAGCACGUACGGCGGGAGCUCCAACGGGUCCAUGGUUCAAUUUGACAUCAAGGAAAUGAAUCCUAUUUCUUCUGCGAUGAUUGUAGUGGGUACAUCAGUUGCUGUAUUUUCUGUGAUCAUUUUUAUGGUCAUACUCUGUUCCUCCAAACAUAAUAGGCUGAAAGUGCAUUUUUGGCCAGAUGUUCCCGAUCCUGCAAACAGCAGCAUCAAAAGCUGGACCUCACAAUCCACACAGGAUAUCCGAUCUUCAUGGGACUCCAAGGAACCAAAUCCAAUAUACCUGUCCCACCUGAGCUUACUGGAAAUACCCCAAAAGCCCAACAAGGAAGACGAUGUCACUGCCUGGUUGAACAACACAGAGGACAGUAGCGACCUCGGAGAGUCUCUCUGCGACUCCCCUUUCAUCCCAGGGUUCUCCUCCUCCAACAGCGACUCGGUGCCCUACGCCACCGUCAUCUUUCCUGCUCGGCAUCCUCACGAAUACCUGCGCUCUGAGUCCUCGCAGCCCUUGCUGGAGUCAGAGGAGCUGCCCAGUCCAAAGAGCUACCAGAACGUGGACGCGACAGAAGGUUCAAAGUGCUUUUUUGGACUGGCCAAGCCUGAGGAGGAGCCACAAGCGGCCACCAUCCAGUGGGAGGACUUUCCUUUCCUCAGAGCAUUAGCCAUGAAUGACACUCAGUGAUUGAAAAUGCUUGUUUUGACUUUGUAAUGUAAAGUGGUGCCUUGACUUGGGAGUUUAAUUCUCUCUAUCACCACACUCAUAACUCGAAACACGUUCAUCUUCUUCUUUUCCUUUCGGCUUGUCCAGAUCACUUCCAUCAAAACAUCUUUCACACUGAAAUACAGAAGCUGAAAUGGAAAUGCCAUUAUUAGGAGUUUAUUAUUAGAAAAAUAGCACUUUAAAGUAUGGUAUUUUAUACAAGCAUAUGAACAUUAAUAACAUAAUUGAACAAGAUGUAAAUAAUUAACCAGUUUGUGUGUCAUGAUUUCAUGCUUGCAUCCUUCUUUUUCUAGUAUGCCCGCGUUGGCCACCAGCGAGAAGUAUAAUACAUACAGACAUGCUCCACAUAGAUUUGAUGAUGAAGCACAAAACAUUUAAUUCUAUAUUUUUUCGUAGAGGGUAAAUAAUAUUUGCCUGUGAGUGUUAGUCCACGUUUUACUACUGUGUGUAUUCAAAUAUAAGUUGUAUAAAGAUACAACUAUAUAAACACUGUAACAUCAAUGCCAGUUUCCUUAGCCUGUCUAUGGCAUUUCCCAUUAUUUGUUAGCAUGAAGCCAAGUGAUUUAUGUAAGGCAAAAUUAUGUGGUUUGGUUGAAUACAGAGGCGUUAGGGUAGACAACGGGGUAGCAUAUCAGCCUCACUGUUCUGACAACCAGGGUUCAAAUCCCAGCCCCACUUGUAUGGAGUUUGCAUUCUCCCCAUGUUUUCAGUGGGUGCUCUUGAUUCCCGCCCACAUCCCCAAAAACAUGAAGUAGGUUGUUUGAAGACUCUAAAUUGCCCGUAUGUGUGAAUGUGAGUGCAAACCAUAGGUUUUGGUUGUUUUUUUUUCUCGUUUUUUUUAUAUAAAUGUGGUAGGUUAAAUGAAGACGCCAGUGACUCUAGUGAGGAUGAGCAGUUUGGAAAAUGGAUGCAUGGAUGGAUGGAUGAAUAGGUUCAAUACACAACAGCGUAUGUACUUGGGUUUACAGUAAGCACUCACAAGUUCUCUUUUUGUGGAAAUUGUUCACCAUCUGCCAAACUGCUGCUUGUUGACUUUUCACCGCCGCCAUUUAAUGCCAGUAACUCCAAAUUUUGUUUGCAGUACAAAAUAAAUAAAUAAAUGGCUGGGGAACAGCUCAUAUCUACAAAAAACUUGGAUGUGUUGGUACUACUUUGAUCCAGGAGUUUAUGUUGGUUGAUUACAUUGUACAUGCACAUGCUUUAUCCUGUUAAUUUUCGAAGUAAAGAAUGUUCUUUAUUUUUAAUAAAGAAUUAUUUUUAAGA